CGAACGUGCAGCUAAGGUACCACCAUAGACAGCUUACAUGCAGCACAGGAGAGCUAGGGAUGUGGGGGUCUCGUAAUAUACAGAACUAGAGAGAAUCACGCUACUUAAUAUAGGUUACAUUAUAAUCUGGACUAUGAAGGAGAGCUCAGCACAAGUGGCUUUUUACCAUGGGAUAAGGACUGGAUGUAGAUUUAGGGCAGGAGGUGAUGGAGAUAAUGCUGAGUGAAGAAGAACAGAUUGAAUGGUCAUGCUGAAAGUAAUAGGAUGGUAAAGUGCAAGUCUCUGGAGACCCUAGAGGAAACAGCCACCCGUCCAGCAUGGCUAAGUUAUUGUGGACGUUGGUCAGAUGAUUCUCCGCCUGGCUAUCACAUGCUGUGUCAUGAAGCAGAGAGAACACUGACAAUAUUAUUUAAAUAUUGGAAUAAUUAGAGGCGUAUAAUGGAGAACAAUAACUCAAUCCUCCAAUUGCAUAAACCCAUAAUGGAGCUCUGUUACGUCAGCUUCUAUCUUCCUCGGGGUAAUGUCAGGGGAUUCGCAUACAAACGCUGUGUAACUCGAGACAAGGCUGGAGCAUGCUUUGAUAACUGUUUUCAAGUCAGGGAGGAGACAGAGCAUGCACAGCACAGGGAUCCACCUUAUGGAAGCUUUACGGAGGCCUUGAGGAAAAAAACUAAUACACGGGACCUGCUCACAGAGCUUUACAAGCUCACUGCUGCUAAGGAUAGACUGCUGGUUGAUCUUCUCAACACAUCAGAGACCCCAAGACCUAAAAUGGGUAAUCAGGAUGGUAAAUUUCAGGACCUGGCUGGAGCAUCUCCGUUUCUGGAUGAAUCCUCCAUCCCAAAUGAUUUCCAAGAAUCCUUGACGGCCUCAAUGGAAAAGAAAGCCUCAAAGGGAAAAAAAGGAAGGCGGUUUAGCCGGAGGAAGGAAAGCAUAGAGGAUUUUGUGAACAAAAAAAUUAAGUGGAAAGGCACCCCUGAAGCAGGAAUGGCACCAGGUAGAGAAAAGGCACCAUCGAUAAAGGUUUCUAUGGCAGGCUCUGUGGAAAAUUUGGGACGUCCAAGACUCCGGUCUGUGGAGAACAAGGACUUGUAUGUGUCCGGGCUUUCUGUGCAACAUUCUCAUGGUAGGCCCAGUGAGAGUUCAGGGAUUCUUGGCCUUGGGUCAUCAGCUGGCAGUUCACAAUCUUUGUAUGACAAUGAUGUUUUUGGUGACUUUUCUUUAGUGUCUACAUAUGACAGCCCUUUGGGGGACCUGCAAGAUGUUCUCAAGAUGGUGCAGGAGCAGCAGAAGGAUAUUACAGCUCACAGCAGGUUAUUAAACAGAGAAAGUCUGGAAUAUAUUGACAGUGACCAGGCCUGCAUGGAGAAAGAUUGUAAGACUGUUGUAGCCAAAGUCCAAGAUCUUCGCCCUUGUGUUCAGAAAGUGGUUACUACUUAUAGCUUCUCAGACAGUCCUCCGAAGGAAGACAGAUGUGAAAAUGUCACUGCUGUCCACUCUGCUGUGUCAAAUGAAUUUGUCACUAAAGUUGAUGUACUUAACCUAAAUGAAACUUUUGAGAAGGACAAAGAGGAAAUCUCAGAAAAACACAUGGAUGUGGAAAACAAGGUUGAGAGGGAAGUUCCCCAAAUACUUGGUUUUGUUAACAAGAGCCUCCUUAGGGUUCUUAAAAGUGAUAAUGUGGAGGAAACAGGGUAUUUGUUAGGGCAUUUUAAUCACAAAGGAGGACAUGGCUGUGUAAGCCCCAGUCUGGUGAAGCAGAAAACAAGAUCCCAAGAAUCUUUAAACUUAUUGACCACGUUUCAAUCUAACAGCAAAGUAGAAAAACCGAUCACUGCCCCCCCUGUAGACUGUGCUACGCUUCGUCACUCCUUUCCAUCAAUGAAUAAUGUCAAUAAAGAGGUGUCUCCUACCCCGUCUCCAUUUACAUCACGACUACCCAGUCCCCAGCUUCAUCGCCAGAUUCUCCCUUUCACAACAAAGCUUUUCGAAGAUGAUCCUAGAUCAUGGGGGAGGGACAUGCAUUGGCCUGUACGGGAUUUUAUCAAAGAGCCAUCAACACUCCCUAGACUGGGGGGUAAAACCAAAGCAUCUAGUCUUACUAACCUAGGGCCUGACUCCUGCAUUACGGAUGAUUUCAGGCAAAGGCCAAAAGGAAAUGGGAAAUUGCUUGCCUUGCAGCUUGAUCUUCCUCCUCCAGGAGGUGGUAGUAUGGUGAGAGGUAUCACCAAAUCUCUAGCAGAUUUUCAGGCUGAUGUUUCGGAUCAACAAGGAAGGCCGGAUAGGAAUCGUCUUCAUCUGACACUCGAUAUACAUCCGGACAAUACUCCAUCUGACCCAGAGGAUCGAACUCCUGGGAGAUUGCAGGCUGUGUGGCCACCACCAAAACCAAAAGAUGAGGAGGAGAAAGUAGGACUAAGAUACACUGAAGCAGAAUACCAAGCUGCUAUCUUGCAUCAGAAAAGAAAGCACAAGGAGGAGCUGGAAAACUUGAAGUCCCAAUUUGAAGUUGAAAUUUUUAAUGUACGAGGAGAGCAGGCUGUCCAAACCUCAAGACUGGAGGAAACCAUACAAAGCCUGCGAGAGGAAUUAGAAAACAGACUAAAUAAGGGAAAGGGUGAAGUCAAAGAUGCCUGUAUUUCAACUGAAGAUGAGAACCUACCAAAGACCUUCCGUAAUGUUUAUAUACAGACCGACAGAGACACAUUUUUGAAACCCAAUGAUGAGGAAAAUAAAAAUCAGAAGAACAAUAACAUAGUUCCUAAGAAAUUGAACAUCCCAUCACUGAAUCAGGGACUUGUAAGCCCUACAGAAACUCAGGAGCCAUCCUCCAUUGUGCCUCUUACCCAUGGAAAUCAGUUACAGCCAUCACCAGUUCCUCCUUUGGCUAGUGCAAGUCGUAUUCCACCACCUCCACCUUUACCAGGUUUUAGUCCUCCUGAACCAUCUCCAUUACCUGGCCCUGUGCCCCCACCACCACCACUUCCAGGUUUUGGCCCACCUCCACCGCCACCACUUCCAGGCUCUGGUCCUCCUCCGCCGCCACCACCACCACCACCACCACCACCAGGCUUUGGUCCUCCACCACCACCACCAGGCUUUGGUCCUCCUCCCCCACCACCUCCAGGUUCUGGUCCUCUACCACCUCCUGUUCCUGGUUCGUUCUUUGGGGGAUUUUUAUCAAGAGAAGCACCACCCCGUAAACCCCCAGUAGAGCCUGGUUGCCCAAUGAAGCCACUUUACUGGACAAGAAUUCAAUUUAAGACCAACAGUGCCAACACUUCCUUGUGGGAGUCUCUUAAAGAGCCAGAGAUUGCAGAUACCAAAGAGUUUGAAGACCUGUUUUGUAAAGCCAGCAUUCAGCAGAAGAAAAAGCCAUUAUCAGAGUCUUAUGAGAAAAAGACAAAAGCAAAAAAGAUUAUAAAACUGCUUGAUGGAAAGAGAUCGCAGGCUGUAGGAAUUUUAAUAUCCAGCUUACACCUAGACAUGAAGGACAUUCAGCAAGCUAUCUUAAAUGUAGAUGAUUCAGUCGUGGAUUUGGAAACAUUAGAAGCUUUGUAUGAAAACAGAGCUCAGAAGGAUGAGCUGGAGACCAUCAAAAAGCACUAUGAGACGUCUACAGCGGAAGAUGUGAAGCUGUUGGACAAACCUGAACAGUUCCUGUACGAGCUAUCUCAGAUUCCAAAUUUUACAGAGAGAUCAAAGUGCAUCAUUUUCCAAUCAGUUUUCGCUGAGGGAAUUGGCUCUGUUCAUAGGAAAAUAGACAUUGUCUCCAAGACUUGCAAGAACUUGUUGGAAAUGAAUAGUGUAAAAGACAUCAUGGGAUUAAUUCUUGCCUUUGGAAACUAUAUGAAUGGGGGCAACCGGACACGAGGACAAGCAGAUGGAUUUGGACUGGAAAUCCUGCCGAAACUAAAAGAUGUCAAGAGCAGGGAUAACGGAGUCAGCCUUGUGGAUUAUGUGGUGCGAUAUUAUCUUCGACACUUUGACCAGGAUGCUGGGACAGAUAAGAGUCUCUUUCCAUUGCCUGAGCCUCAAGAUUUCUUUCUGGCUGCACAGGUGAAAUUUGAGGAUAUGGAGAAGGACUUAAGAAAACUCAAAAAAGAUCUAGAAGUGUGUGAAAAACAAGCAAAUGUGGUAAUGAGAGAUUCCCCAGAGGACCAUCUCCAACCCUUUAAAGACAGAAUGACAGAAUUUAUUGAGAAAGUCAAAGACGAAUAUAAAACUGAAGAGAAUAAUUUAAGUAAAGCACACAUCAGCUUUAAAGAAACCGUUAGAUAUUUUGGAGCUAAGCCAAAGUCCGAUGAGAAGGAAAUCAGCCCCAAUACCUUCUUUGUGGUGUGGUACGAAUUCUGCGGUGACUUCAAGGCCGUGUGGAAACGAGAGAGCAAAGUCUUCUCCACAGAAAGGCUACGACUGGCUCAGGAGUCUGUGAAUAAACUGACUGCAGAAAAGAAAGUGGAGACAAAAAAGAUUAACCCAACAGCUAGCCUGAAAGAACGGCUACGGCAGAAAGAAGCAAGUGUCACCAACAACUGAGCUGUGUCAAUUAUGUACAUAAUCGAUAUACCGCUGAAUAGACUGUUUUUCUGCAUUCUCACAGUCUGUCUGACAAUACUGAGAGACGGCCUCAUUUGGACUAAGGAUAAGACCUCUUGUUUAAUAUUGGGACAUUGGGGCCCAACCUGGCCUAGUCGGCAUAGGGGCCUUAAAUAGCCAAUGUGUAUAUAACCAGAGUGGGCGAGAAAGAGAAAGCUUUAAAGAGGCAAAUAGGUUUAGUUUUUAAACUGGAAUUCCAAUCCGUCCAGAUUAUUUUGCUAAAGCUAUUUGCUAACAUUGUUUUAUUUCUGUUAUUUUUAUAAAUGCACUUGUAUAUUCUUGUAUAGAAUAUUUGAGAUAAAUAUAUAUAUAUAGAUAUAAAUAUAAUUCUAUUUAUGUAUGUAAGCAGGAUAAUAUCUGUUAAUAAAAAAAUGCUCUCCAUGUGUUCUGUAUGUAGAGGAGUUUUACAAGCUUCAUCCAGCUGCUUUAUAACUGGUUCACAAAGGACCAGGAGAAAAUUGCAGCCAAA
Hyla sarda is the source of this 5068-nucleotide messenger RNA. RefSeq names its product formin 1 (gene FMN1). The record is from RefSeq and is a predicted model, not a curated record. Bases 439 to 4539 code for a protein of 1366 amino acids. Gene Ontology annotation, biological process: actin nucleation. NCBI's taxonomy places the organism in Eukaryota, Metazoa, Chordata, Amphibia, Anura, Hylidae. Gene Ontology annotation, cellular component: endoplasmic reticulum membrane; cytoplasm; nucleus. Gene Ontology annotation, molecular function: microtubule binding. The transcript has 19 exons.